Amphiprion ocellaris (clown anemonefish) is the source of this 6085-nucleotide messenger RNA. RefSeq names its product galactose-3-O-sulfotransferase 1b (gene gal3st1b). The coding region runs from base 3069 to 4343 and encodes 424 amino acids. The transcript has 3 exons. Gene Ontology annotation, biological process: galactosylceramide biosynthetic process; myelination. Gene Ontology annotation, cellular component: membrane. NCBI's taxonomy places the organism in Eukaryota, Metazoa, Chordata, Actinopteri, Pomacentridae. The record is from RefSeq and is a predicted model, not a curated record. Gene Ontology annotation, molecular function: galactosylceramide sulfotransferase activity.
AACAUGCAGCUUCUGUCAUUGCAGAUUGUACUUGCUGCAGCAGGCCCAGACUGGUAGAUGCAGCCCUGCUCUUAUCUCUCAGUGAAACUGAUCAACCGACUAUCCUCUGACGUAUCCUGAUGUCAGUGACAUCAACUAUGUCUAUUGGCACACAGCAGUGGGCUUGUUCUGCCAAACUAAUGUGACCUACUGAAAUAGAGACAAGUUCUCCUGAGGCCGAGACAACAGCAGCUGAGGCAGCACCUGCGACCAGGUGUCUGGAGACAAUAGAAAAACAGUCAAUUUGGACACGUUUUGAGUCAUUUCUAAAUCAUUCUAAGUCAGUUUUGACAUGUUUUGGUCUUUUUCUUGUCCGACAUUUUGGACUUUUUUGUUAUUUUGGAUAAAUUUGGAAUAAUUCUGAGAACAUUUUGGAGUUUUAGUAACUUUGAAAGUUUUAGAGGUUCAUCAUUUUAAACAUUUUUGAGUUGUAUUGACUAGUUUUGUGAUAUUUUGGCCAAUUUCUUUUUAAUUUUGCACAGAUUUUGAUUUCACUUCAGAAAGAUUUCAAGUCAAUUUUGACUUUUUUUGUUUUUAUUUUUAUUUUUUUUGGAGUUAUUUAAACUUUGUUGUAAUUUUGGACACAUUCUGAGUCAUGUUUGACAGGAUGGGAUGACUAUUGUGUGGAUUUGAACAGAUUUUUCAGUCAUUUCAGAAUCAUUUUCAAAUACCAAUAUCAGAAUUUUUUACUUCCUAGAUUUGAUAUUGGGCCCCUCAAUGAAUUCACUAUCAAUUGAGCUCUAGUAUGUAAGCAUAAUUCCAGGAGACAGGGUUAUCACCUAGCUGGAGUGAGACUGAGCAGGCACUGCUAUGUUUAGUGCAAUAUGUGCAUUGCUGUGGCAGUCAUUGUAAGGUAUUUUAUACAAUUUUGACACCUGACCAAUUUGGCUACUACUUAUAGAAUAAAGUCUUGCAAGUUUUAUAGGCUCUGUACAUGUGCAUAAAUGCACCCCUGUGCAAUAUCAAACGUAAAACGAUUCAAAAUUGUAUCACAUUGCAAUAUUUGCAUAACCUUGGAAAGUAGGGUUUUUGCUCUCAGCUGCUCUUUGCUGCAGGUGCCGUGUUGCCGUAACUUUUUAUUUACCCCAAAUGGGUUCAAUUGGAGUCAAAUCAGGUGACGUACUUGUCUAGGUCAUAGUUUGAACUUUAUCUUCUGUAGAAACUCCUGUGUGAUUUUUGGCAAUGUGCUUUGGAUCAUUUUCAUGCUUUCAUUUCAUGCUGAGGUGCUUCUGUCAGCCAGUAUUUUGGUCAUAGGCAUUUAUGGUGAAACCAACUGUAAAUGCCAUCUCCCAAGACUUUUUGCACUCAUGCAGCCCAGUAUCAUCACACUCCCAUCUCUGUACUGCACUGCUGGGACUAUGCAUUCACUGUGGUAGGGCUGGCUGGCUAGAUUCAUGCCAGCCAUGCUUCACCCCAUCUGAACCAAAUAAAUUUAUCUUGGACUCAUCUGAUCAAAGAUUGUUAUGUUCAUUGAGCUUGUUUUAAGGCAUUUUAGCAUAGUUUACUUCUGUUUUGUUUUAGUCCAGUUUUGUUCCUGAACAGCAAGCAAUUUCUCUUUUUCUUGGAUGUCACCUAUAGAGGUUGACAUAUUCGGUGUCCAUCACACUGCUGUCACACACUAAUUUCCACAAAUAACUAUUGUGCCAAGUCUUUAACACAUGUCAGUCAUUCUUUCAGAGGUAAAUUGUACAAAUACUGCACUGUCUAUGGCAUUACUUUAGAAGGACAAGCACUGCAACUCUGAUUAGUGGUAUUAUAGCUCAUCCUAUGCCUCCUGAUUACUGCUGCAACUGUGGUUUGAUCAGAUGUUUUCGUUCUAAUGGCAGCUGUUUUUUUUUUUUUUUUUUUUUUUUUUACAUGUGGAGCCAUGAUGCAGACAUGCAGAUAGAUGAAGACCACAGGUGGAAAACUGAGAAAGUUCUGGUGUUCACAGCUCAUUUUAUAGGCCUCAGGCUGGUUCAGAAUCACAGGUGUACUCAGUUUUGUUUCAGUGAUCACAGGUUUUCUAACUUGUAUGCCAGUAAUCACAGGGGUAUUGACUUUUGUUGCACUGAGUUUCUACUUUGGGGCCUCAGUGUUUAGUCUUUCUAAAGUACCUGUUUUUGACUGAUCAGUAGAUGAAGUGCUCUACUUGACUGCUUAGAUAUUAUGCAGAUAUUGAGAGGCAAUGCAAUUGAUUUUGCACAGGAACUCCCUCCUGUUGUGUGCAGGAUGGGAGGUGGGUUGAAGAGAUCUGUUGUAAUGUUAAAAUACGGCCUUAUGUCACAAAAAGAUAAAGACUUUGCACACUCCAGUGUUCUCAUGACUGGAUUGACAAAUUCUCCACCUCAUACAACAAAAAAAGGUUAUCAGUAAGUUUCACUCACCUGAUCUGACUUCCUUGAUCUGCUGCUGUAGAUAAGAAAAUACGGGUAAAUAAAGCUAACAGUUUAAGACUGGGGUAGUAUGAAUAAACUUUGGUACACAUGUGCAGUGAAAACAGUUUUGUUUUAGAGAAAGCACUGUUCAACUGAUUAAACUGUAUUUGUAUAUAGAUACACUGGGCUCAAUUGUUACAUCUUAAAUACCAAUCUGAAUAUAUAAAGCAUUGAUUAGCAAGAUACAUUUAACUUUUUAGUUAGCUAUUAGAACAGUUAUGUAGGGGUGUGUCCUUCUACAAUAGCCUAAUCAAACCAGUUCAGCCCAUAGACUGUAUGGCUAUGGUUCAGCCCCUGUGAGAGGAGGAGAAUUUGACUACUUUCAGUCCUACCAGCAGCCAAUGAGAUAGCUACCACUUCUGGGAUCGUAUACAACACGCUGAACAAUAGAGGAUUUUCUUUCAAAAUAAUCCUCCAGACCCUGCUAAUGCUGUCAGCUCCAGUUUCCCACAUGGAUCUUCUUUAAACCUUUUUUUUUUAUAGCAGUAACAAAUUCUAUCUUUGGUUCAGCGAGCACACAACAGCUACACAGGAAAAGACACUCUGUGCAGUUUUCCUCUAUACAUUGAUACACUUUAAAUUCAUGUUCAGGUUCCUAUUUGGGUUUCAAUAAUGUCUGGCAUCAAAGGAAGAAAGUGCAAAGCUUUAAUGCGAGGGCUGAUUCCCUGGAUUUUACUGCCCAACAUCAUGCUGCUGCUGUACUGCUUGACGAACACGAGCCAAGAGAAAAUGAGGAGCUCCCGAGAAGACACAUGUCCUCUCAGCAUGGCAAGAUUAUUAAAGAAAAGUUCAACAAUGUCCCCUCAAAGUGCAGAAUCCCAGUCACAACUGUGCUCCCCCAGAGUAAACAUCAUGUUCAUGAAGACGCAUAAAACUGCCAGCAGCACCAUCCUCAACGUCCUCUUCAGGUUUGGAGAAAAGCACAAGCUUAAGUUUGCAUUUCCUGAUGGACGCAACGACUUCUUCUACCCAUCGCCCUUCCUAUGCUCCCAGGUGAAGGACUACAGGCCUGGAGAGUGUUUCAACAUCGUCUGUAACCACAUGCGCUUUGACCAUCAGGAAGUAUCUAAGCUCCUGCCUCUGGAUGCCGUAUAUGUCACCAUCCUACGGGACCCAGUGGAUCUCUUCGAGUCCUCCUUCCAUUACUACCACAGAGCAGUUCCCCUCACAUGGAGGCUCAGUGGAGAGAACAAACUGGAGGAGUUUCUAAACAAUCCUCAGGCCUUCUACAGUCCAGAAGCUUAUAACUCAUUCUAUCUUAAAAAUCUGCUCUUUUUCGACUUUGGUUUGGAUAACAACCUUGAAGCUGAUGAUCCUCGUGUAAUGAGAGACAUUCAUAACUUAUCAAAACAUUUUCACCUAGUCCUCAUUGCAGAGUAUUUUGAGGAGUCUCUUAUUCUGCUUAAGGAUUUACUCUGUUGGAGCAUCGACGACAUCCUGUAUUUUAAGCUUAACGCUCGCAGAAGCUCUUCCGUGUCUCGGCUGAAUCCUGAAAUGAAAGCCAAGGCUCUGCAGUGGAACGGAGCCGACUGGAGACUCUACCAGCAUUUUAAUGCUACCUUCUGGGCCAGAGUGGAGGCUUAUGGGAGAGAGAGAAUGAAACGGGAGGUAAACCAGCUGAGGAGAAGAAAUGCUGAGAUGAAGGCUGUCUGUAUUGAAGGUGGAGAAGCUGUUGGAGCCCAAAAGAUUGAGGAUGGGCGUUUCCGGCCCUGGCAGCCGGUUGGAGAGAGUUCCAUCCUGGGUUACAACCUAAAAAAAGAUACUGAUCCCAAGUUCAAGACCAUUUGUGAGAAAAUGGUCACACCUGAAAUAGAAUACUUAUCAAACUUAGGUGUGAGCCUGUGGCUGACCAGACUAUGGGGAUGGUUAAAAGAUACCAUUUACUGAUGACUUACUGCUAUAUUUACGUUUUACUUUUAUUUAAAAAAUGUACUAUAGGGCAAUUUAUACUGGAACAUGUGUUCAUAUUGCCUUCUUCUAACAGAUGUUUUCUGUUUUCAAAAAAGGUUUAAUGAUAAACUCCAAAUGUCAGACCAGAUUUAUCACCUGAACUGAAGCUUUCUUAAGCCUUAUUUGAGCUGUAUGCAUUGCAAUGAGAUAGCUACAUAACCAAAGUUUCAUGUAUUACAGUCAUUUAAUUUUCAUCACUCACAGGAUUGCAGAUGACUUAUAGUUAAUCCAAUUCACUCAGAUAGACAGAGACUUUACUAUGUGAUAAAAAGCUGUGUUUACAUUGUUAUUUUAUGGCUUAGGCUAUAUAUGAACAAUAACAUGCCUCCUUUUUGGUGUAUCUAAAUACUAAGAUUUGCUUCCUCAGUAAGAUUUCAUAGUCAGCAAUUCAGUAAUAUUGUGCAAAGCUUGUUUGUUCCUCCACUGCAAACUCCGAGACUUCUGGCCAAAGUCGUAUGCAUGUUCCAGACCGCAUAGCAUAAUUUUCGUAAGCCCCGGUGCUUUUUGUUGUUGAGCCUACAGCGAUCACACCAGACUAGGAGACAUCAGCGAUAACAGCCCUUUUCAUUGAGACUCUUCCAUUCAUUAAGGCAGGCAGUGUCAGAGCGCCACCUAGAGGUGUGAGACUCAUGCUGUUGUGUGCAGUGCAUUUGAAUGGCUGAGGCCCCUCCUGACCCCACCUCAACGGUUUACACAAGACGUCGUUCACAGUAAUUAUAGCUCGACAUGUGCAUGUGUACGUUUUAUUUUCAGCCCUGGCAGAAGCAAACAGAAGUGGCUUACCUGAUUGUUUGGUUUGAUUAGAAAUGUUCCUUGUCAUUUUCAAAAAGAGAAGGUUAAGCUUAAAUCAGUAAUUCUGACUUUUAGUUACUUUAUGUGAGCGAGUCUUGCAGGGAUAAAGAACCAUCAAAGCCAUUAAAUAACUAUUUAUAUUUAGUUCUACUUUUGAAAUAUGCAUGUCCUCAGAAUCAAUCUGGAGUCGUGGCGCUUUUAGCCUGUGAGGUGAAGAUUUAUUACGUUGUAUAACAUUUGUCAGCAUGUGAAUCAUUCUCUACUUUAAGACGGCUGUAUUGUAGAAAACCAAGGUAUGAGUAUAACUGAAAACUAACAGCCUGGAAGUCAUGUGUCUCAUGUAAAUGUGAUAGUGAUGUGAAUAUUAAUAUAGUAAUUGUCUUUUUGUUAUUUUUGUUGUUGUACGCUGAUGAAUACUUGAAUUUCCCUCAGGACUGAUGAAUCUAUCUAUCUAUUAGUUAUUUAUUAGUUAUUUUUUACUCAUUUGUUAUGUGUGUUUGCCCAUAUUUUGUUAUAAUGUGGCAACAGUGGGCAGCUGGAAGUGCUCCUCAUAUGUUUAUGUGGCAUUUUUGGUCUCAAAUUCAGCAUGGAGCCUUUUCUACUUUUGUGUCUUUCCAUUCUGUACUGUUUAAUAAAGUAGAAGUGCCUCAAAAUGCAUGAAAGACAAAUUCUAAAUGUUGCUCUUGCAAAACAGUAUCUCCAUGCUGAUCCUUUGGAAGUAUGUGGUCAAGAAAUGUUUUUCAUGAUUAUAGAAAUAUCCUAAAAUAUUUUGCCUUUCAUUUAGGUGAGUUCAGAAGAGUUUAAAUAACAAACUGUAACUUUAUUUUUUAACCCUUAUCAAGUUUACAAGUCGUAUUUGUUCUUUUUAUUUCUAGGAAUAUUCCUAG